AUGGAGGCGGUGAAGAAGAAGAUGCUGGCCACGCUGGUGGGGUGCAACUACGCCAGCACGGAGAACGAGCUGCAGGGCUGCAUCAACGACGUCCACGCCAUGCGCGCCGUCCUCCUCGACCCCUUCGGCUUCGCGCCAGGCGACGUCACCGUGCUCACCGACGACCACGAGAGCGGCACCGGCGUGCUCCCGACAGGCUCACAGGCGGCAACGUCAAGCGCGUGCUGGCCGACAUGGUGGCACGCGCGGCGCCCGGGGACGUGCUCUUCUUCCACUUCAGCGGCCACGGCACGCUCAUCCCGCCCAUCAGCGGCCAUGGCGGCCGCGACGACGAGGCCAUCGUGCCCUGCGACUUCAACCUCAUCACAGGUCCGCGUCUACGCACACGUGGACUUCCGGGAGCUGGUGGACCGCGUGCCGCGGGGCGCCACCUUCACCAUGGUGUCCGAGUCGUGCUACAGCGGCGGCCUCAUCGACCAGGAGGAGCAGAUCGGCCCCGACGCCGCCGCUGACCCCGACCUCCACGCCCACGCCGUCCACGCCGGCCGUUUCCUCCCGUACGCCGUGGUGCUCGGCCACCUCCUGUCGGGCGUGGGCGCGUCGCACCACGUCGCCGACCACCUCGUGGCGCUAUUCGGCGACGACGCCAGCUCCAAGUUCCGCUUCCACCGCCACGACCACCACGGCGGCAACAGCAGCGGCGCCGCGCACGCCGACGACGCCGGGAUCCUGCUGAGCAGGUGCCAGAAGGACGAGCUAUCGGUGGACGUGCCAGGGGACGGCAGCAAGCAGGCGCACGGGGCGUUCAGCGGAGCGCUGCAGGUCGUACUGGCGGCGCACCCGGCGCCGAUGAGCAACCGGGAGCUGGUGCUCGGCGGCAGAGAGGUGCUCGGCAAGCGCAGGGGUUCGAGCAGCACCCCUGCCUCUACUGCAGCGACGCUAAUGUCGACGUGUCGUUCCUGGGGCAGCAGGAGACCAAGGCCAAGAGCAACUGAGCAAGGAGGCGGCUGCCAUGCCCCGCUUUCAUGA
This is a messenger RNA of Miscanthus lutarioriparius, 1029 nucleotides long. Lineage: Eukaryota; Viridiplantae; Streptophyta; Magnoliopsida; Poales; Poaceae. The record is from the annotation of a GenBank genome assembly.